AUGUUCCCCACUCGUGUCAUGCGGAUGCAGGCCUCUCGGCCUUUUGCUUUCCCUACUCCUAAGGAGGCCCAGAGCGCUCACACUAUCUCCCAGCGUCUGCGCACCCUCAAGAGGGUCCCCCCAGAGUUGAUUCCUCUCGGUAUCGUCCUUGGCGUCGCUGUUGGAGCUGCUAUCUACUCCAGCGGCAAGAAGCUCAUGACCGACAAGACUCUCCGUCUUAGCCGCAACAGCCCUGAGAGCCGUGAGCACUAA
Messenger RNA from Aspergillus nomiae NRRL 13137, 252 nucleotides. RefSeq lists its product as uncharacterized. The transcript is spliced from 5 exons. The coding region runs from base 1 to 252 and encodes 83 amino acids. Lineage: Eukaryota; Fungi; Ascomycota; Eurotiomycetes; Eurotiales; Aspergillaceae. The record is from RefSeq and is a predicted model, not a curated record.